CACGGCGACCUCGGCCGUCGUCGUCUCCCGAGUGUUCCGAGUUCCGACCCGCCGCCGUGAGAUUUUCACUUUAUCAUCUCUCCGAUUGUGUUGCCUACAUUUGUGUCGCACACACAUACACGUACAUAUAUAUAUAUAAUUUCUCACAAACACACACACACACACACACACACAUUUAGUUACGAACUCGCACACUCUUCUCCUUUCUAUUACAAAGAAAUAAUAAUUAGAAUAUUUUCUAUAUUUGAUUCCGUUUUUGUUAUUGUUAUUAUUAUUAAUUUUUUAUUAUUAUUAUUAUUACGACAAUAAUUGUUUAUUUUACAAUUAUUAAGUACUAUUAAUUAUUAUUAUUAUUGACGAUAUAUCGCGAUUUAACGUUUCGUUAAUAUUUUAUUUCGUGUUAUUUCGCCGUCGUUGUUUCUGGAUCCCGUUUGUCCGUAUCUGCUAGACCAUGUUUUUUUACUCGUAGGUACACAUAUAACGCGAAGAACAACGGUAAGUGUGUUAAUGCGCAGAUGGACCAAAUUAUUUCAUCAAAAGUUGGUUCAACGCAGUGGGAGUACGCCAGUGAAGUCGGUGAGUAAAUAAUAAUAAAACAAAUUGUUAAAAUAUAGGUAUCUUAUAAUAAGGGUUAGCUAGUGAAUAAUUAUUAUAUAAUACCAAUAGUAACUGUGAAAACGGAUGCGUUUUGGCUAUCAGAAAAUAAUAUUAUUACCUAUCCUAAAUUCUUAUUCUCUUCGUCUAAAAUUCUAUUAUAAUUUCUUCUUUAGCAGAGUCUUUGUGUUUUACCUAAAUAUAAGAAUUAGAUUGUACUAGAAAUUGAGUGGGUGUAUGUGUGUAGUGUUAAAUGAUUGCACUUGUGACUAAUAAUUUGGUUGAUUGGUCCAAUGGUGAUAUUUAUUUAAAUAUUUAUUCAAGAGCAUUUUUGAACAAAAUAUAAUAUGAAGACAGUUUGGGUUUCAACAUUUUGGUUUAAUAUUCUUUAUUAUUUAUUGAUUAAAUAGCCCAACUAAAUAAUUUAUAGGUGAAUAGGCUACUUUAAAAGCACAUAUUUACCACAAAUCUACUACGGGAUGGUUCUGUCGAGAGCCUUGAAUAAUUUGAUUUUAGGACUAUAGGAAUAAUUUUUAUUUUCUAUGGGACAUAGUUAGGACAUCAAUACGAGAUGUGUCUAAGACAACAUUGCGAUGAUCUUAUUUAAUUUCUUUAUAUAUAAAAAUUUGUAUGUAACGUUUAAUUAUUAGAAUUUUAUAAUUGUGUUUUUUUGUAAUUGUAUCUAAAAUUGGUAUAUAAUUAUUAUUUAUUUAUGUAGGUAUUUGUAAAUUUUAAAUUGAUCGAUUUAUGUAUAAUAACUUAAUAUUUUGGAUUUUAACACUAUUAUAUAUCUAGUGAAAUUUAUUUUAUACUUGUACUUACUUCUAACCUAUCCAAUUUUUAACUAGCUAACUAAUAUUAUUGAACUUAGUACAUUAGUUUUGUAGGUAAUUCAUAUUAUACGAUUUAAAAGAUAAACUGAGUUUUAUAAAUUUGUGUAGGGAACUAGGUAUCUUAAUUAAUAUGGAUACAUAGAUUUACAUUUUAUUAAUACAUACUCACCUAUGUGAAAAAUAAAAUAUUUCAAGUUAGAAGACAUUUAAGAUAAAUUUGGAGCAUUGCCAUCAGAAUAUCUUAUUCUAAAUUCUUCUAGUCUUAAUUAUAUCUUGGAUUGAUUAAUGACGUGUCUAUACUAAAUUGAAUAAAAUACUAAUACUAAUUUAACUGAUUACUGAUUGUCAAAUCAAAUCUCUGGAAUAAUAUAUCCUAAAUUAUAAUUAGGUAGGUAUGUUCUAUUUUAUUAUUUAUGAAGGUAAACAUUUUUUAAUAACAUCUGAAAUAUAAUGAAAUGUUUAAAAUAUAUACACCUGAAUUACUACAUAGUAUUUAUUUUAUAAUUUUUACAUUUCACUCAUUGUCUUUGUUGAAUUAUUCUACAUGCAUCACCAGAUACCUACAUAUAUAUUAAAUAAUCUCGUUACUAAAUUAAUUCAAUACUUAACAUAAUCUUCAAAAUAGAUUUCCUGCAAUUAUUUAAAUAUUUAUUGCACAGCUUGUAAAGGAAUAUAUAUCAAUGUAAGCUAUUUUUUAGAAAGCACAAAAAUUUUAAUUAAUCUAUAAAUACCUUAGUACCUUUUAUUUUACAGUAAAAUUAAAUGUUAUCAUUUUUACAACAUAAAAACUUUCCGAUUGUUGUAUAUUUUUUUAUUUUAAUUAUGAAUUCAAAUUUAUGUUUGUCUUAAAAAUAUAAGUGCCUAUUAAAUAUAUAAUUUAAAUAUUUAUUAGAUAGGUACCUAAUGCCUAUAUCCAAAUUUAAUUUAUUUUAUUUUAUUUAACAAUUUUAGGAAGAAACCAGAUUUGAAUAUAAAAUGUGUAUUCUAUUAUAAUGGAUAGUCCAAGUUCAAUAACUGGUGGUCGUCGAAGGCUUCCAACAACUCAUUACGCUGAAGAUCAAGCAUUUGACCAAAUAGCAAAAGAAGUAAGAAAAAAAAUUAAUUUUUAAUUAUUACUUAUUGUACUGUAUAAGCAAGGCCAACUUAAAGCAUUUUGGUCUGUCUGGGCUUUGCAAUGGCCAGGUAAUUUAAAUUUAAAUCCGAACCAGGCCAGAUAUUUAUACAAAAACUACUGAUCAUCUAUUAUAUUUUUAUUUUUAACCUAAUACUACCAGUUUUACAAGAAUAUAAAAGUCACAUUCAUACAAAAAUGAUAAAAAUAAAUCCUGGCCAAACCGGCUUUGAAAAAAAAUGUUAAGCGUUUUUUCUUUGUCAAUAAAAUAUCUGACCUUCAGAAAUUGAAAAACCCACUUCUCAUAUUUUAAAUUGUAAAGUAUGCAAGACUUUUUUUUUUUGUGAACGAUUCAGUUUCACAAUUAAUGUAUGUACUGAUCAUCUUUUAAAAUUAAUGUUUAUAAAUGUAAAUGAUAUGCUCUUGAGUGAAUAGCCAAUCAUAAAAUUAUCUUGUACAAAACAAUCCAGAAUGGUUAACACUACCUCGCACCACAACUACUUCUAAUUCCCUAAAUAAAAACUUGUAGAGAAUCAAACUAAACAAUAAUUUUGACCCUUAUUUGGGUAUGCACUAAUUUAUUUAUGAACUACACCACUGGACUUAAAGAACUCAAAAAGCAGGUAACAAUUACAAUAGUAUAACAAAAAUUAAAAUAUCAAUUUAAUUUUAAACCAAUAAGAUAUAAUUUUUUAUGAGAAGGAACAUAGUAUAAUUUUAUUUGAUUUAUCUACAUUCCGCUUAUUCGGCUUUAUUGAAAAAAAAAAUAUAAUUUUCAAUAUUAUUUAUUACAUUAUAGGUACCUAUUGGGUGUAGGCAAGGGAGUUGGGUUUUCAAAUUAUAUGUUUUGUUUUUACUUAAAAUCAAUGUUAUAACCAGAGACCGGAUUUAUAUGUUUUUUUAUAAUCCACAAAAAAGCACUUAAAGACGUCAAAAAGCCUUGAAAAGAAUCAAUUAAAAAUUAUAUAAAACUGCAAAAAUAAUAGAGAGGUUUCAUAGUCCCCCUCUCCCUCUAACGGAUUAAAUUUAUAAAUACAAUUUUCUAACACCACAACAAUUAUUAAUAAAAAAUAAUAUUUUUUUUAUAAUACAUACAAUUUAAUUUAAAAUAAAUUAUUUUGUAUGAAUCAAUUUCGUAGUUUUAGGAGAUUUGAUUUAAUAAGUUAGAGCCAUUAGUGGAGGGGGACUUUUAAACUUCUCUAUCAUUUUUUCUUUUAAAAUUUUUGUAAAUGCUUUUUGCAGAGAUUUUUUGAUGUUUUAAAACACCUUUUCGUGGAUUAAAAGAGAAUAUAAAUCCGACCUCUAGUUAUAACCGAUUUAUUAUUUUUGUUAAUUUUUGUUUAUAUUAACAAUAAUAAUAUCCCCCCCCUAAAAAAAAAAAAAAUGUUUACUAUCUACAAUGAUAAUAUAAUAUAUUAUAAUUAAAGUUUGAAUGUUUAUGAAAUUGCAUAUUAUUUCUGUUUAUCCAAUAAACCUGGAUACAAAUUUGAUUCAUAUUCAACUGAAUCAAAUAAUACUAGUUUUAUUUUGCAUAUUUUAAGAAUAUAAAUGCAGAUUUCAGUAUGUUUUUAAAACUUUUAAAAACCAUUUAAAAUAAUAACGAAAUGUAAAGCAAAAAUGCAUAAGAUUUGUAAAAAUUAAAACCAUUAGUGUAUCAUACUGUAACGCUUUUAUUGUAAAUUAAUAGGUACCUAAUAUUAAAAAAUUUCUAAUAAAAAUUAAAUACUUGAGGUAAAAUGUAUUGUUUUUUUUUUUUUUUUUGCAUAUUUUGGUGUUUUUAUUAACUUAAAAUGUAUAUUUUUUUAUUUUUAUAUGCAUAUUUUGAUUGAUCACACAUAUUACGGUUAUUUUAAGUGCAUGGACAUCUACACUAAUUAUAAUAUAUGUGGUAGAGUUACUAGCUAUAGCCAUGUUAAUCAUUGUUCUAGUCAAAUCAUACAUUUGUGAUUUACUGAUUAAUAGUUUAGCCUAAAAAUGUUGACCAUGUUAUCAUCAUAACAUGUAUACCACUUGAUUAAAAUUGUAGGUAUACUAAUUGUAGGUAACUAGAAUACACUAGCUGCGAACUAGUUUUUAUUAGUUUCUGUGCAUCUGAUAUAGUAAUCAAUCUACUAGUGGCCACAUAGUGGGGAAAAUCUGGCGGUUGGGUCAGUUGUGAUGCACAAACCAGGUGUAUUCUAAUUUGAGACAGGCUAAAUAUAAUUUUAGCAUCCAAUGUUUUUUUUUUUUAUUGUAUACCUAUUUCCCCCAUUUAUGGCCAGAAAACACCAAGAUCAGUACACUUUCCUACCUAAUACUAAUGGUAAAAUGAUACUGCAGUUAUUUUCGGAUGGAAUUUCGUAUGAGAAAGUUGAUAAAUAUCAAUGGCACCAUGGGUAACUUGACUUGUAUGAGAUAACCAACAAUCAAAUAAUUAUCAAUGUCACACAGAUGAGACACAGAUCUCUGGUAUAAAAUAUAACAAGUGGAAACCCAGCUUGAUGUACAAUAUUUUAUUUUUUUUUUAUUAAUAUACAAUAAUUCAAAAAGACCAAAAUCAGACGAAUAUUUUAUCGCUCAUAAUAUUGGUCUGUGUGUGAAAAGGUUCUAAGUAUUAUAAAUUCCGUUUUAUUGCAUUUUAAUUUUUUUUUUUCCAAUCAGAAGAUGGCACAAAUUGAAUAAUUGUCUAAACCAUUAAUUUUGAAUGUAACAUUCAAUAAUUGUAAAUGAUGUAAUAUUUUAAUGGAAAUUUUGAAUAAUUUUUAUCACAGAUUUGUUUAUAAUAAAACUUGAUAUUGCCGGCAAAUGGUGUUGGGCAAACAUAUGAACUCUACUGCUGUGGUCAGUAAAAUACCCAUUUAUAGCCACUUAAAAAAAAAUAUAAUAAAUGUAACUGUUAUGAUAAAUUAUAUUGUAUUUGAUCAUUAUAAUACAUAUAGUUUAUCAUAAAAGAAAAAGUAUACUGAAUUACUCAAUUGUGUGUUAUACUUAAAAAUAAUUGCAUAAUAUUUUAAAAUUCAAAUAGGUGUGACAGUUAGCUGACAAUAUUUUUUUUUUUUUAUUGAAAACAUAUUAAUAUAGGUAUUAAACAGUUUUAAAAUGAUAAAAUAAACACACAUAAAAAAUAACUAAUAAUUUUUAACAAAAAUAUUACCUACUGUGUUUAAAAUAACAAAGAACAAUUUAUUAUUUUGAUUAUGAAUUACCUAUUUUAUAUUAUUUAAUUUGAUAUAAAAAUAUAAAAUAAAAUUAGUAAUUUAGUAACAAUUAGUAAAAUAAUAAUAACUAGGAAUAUGAAAUAUAAAAAAUGUGCAAGUGUCCAUUAAAGGUGCUUUAUAAGGAUCUAUUUAAGGCCAUGACCUGUCCAUAAAUGAAGUUUUCAACAAAAUUGAGUUCUCUUCAUGGCCACUCUAUAAAAUGCAGUGUACAAAAUAGUAUUUUGAAGAACCAUAGUAUAAUAUUAUUAUAUGUUAUAAAAGGUACUUGAUAUGUAGUCAACACAAAUUAAAUCAUUUUUUCGUAAAAUAAUAAUUUAAAAUUUACAUUUCCUUACCAGUUUUAAUAAAACACAGACAAUAAUAUUAUAAACAUAUUAAUUUAAGAUAAACCAAAAAAAUGACUGACAUACUUUGCACGUGGGUGCAAAUUUAAGUUUUCUGCCCAAGUUUCAAGUCUCUACGAACAUGUUGAACUAAAUUACAUUAAAAAAAAAAUUGAAAAUAAUUAAAGCAUUAUUUUCCUAAAUUAUCAAUAUUUUCCAAUUAUUACAAAAACCAUAUAGAAAAUCGAAAAAAUGAUCUUCCUAAAGUCCCAACUACAUAAUAUUUCCUUUUAGAAAAGGUGCUACACUUAAUACAUCAGAGGAAUAAUUUUGUUAGAACAUUUGUACACAGUAUAAAUAAAAAAAAAAAAUUUAAAAACAAUAUACUCCUCACAUUGUUCAGAAUCUAAAAAAACGGUAAAAUUUAAUUAUCUAUAUAUCCACCUUAAUAUUCAACUAUAAGAUUAUAAUUGUGGAAUAAAACUACAGCUAAUAAUUAAUAAUGUUUUAAAUUAAAGUGGCCAUUUUUGAAUACUGGUAAUAGAUGGAGAGGAUUUGUUGAAUUCAUUUUUUCUGGUUUAUCAUUCUGGUAUAUAAUUGAUUUGAGUAUGGCACAUAAGACUGACUCUAUUUUGUCGAAUAUCAUAAAGCCUACAUCAUACAUACAUACAUACAUACAUCAUACUUAAUGAAGGGCUCAAGGGUGUGCCCCCAGGGGGAAGGAUUAGUGGUUAUUUUAUCUCCCAUUCUUUUCUUUUUUUUUAACCAACCUACAAACAACAACUUUCAUAAACAAUUAUUAUACAGACAACAAAAUACAGAUUACUUACAGAGUUGUACGUACACAGCACUACAGUAAAAUGGCUUAUUCACUGACCAUCAAUAUGAAUCUAGCAAAUAGCUGUUUUUAAGACCCUAGCGUUUUUAGUGGAGAAAAGAAAGCCUAGGCAGACUAUACUAUUGUCUCAAUUUUCGAGAAGAAUUUGACAAAAUACCUAUAAACCAUGGAAUAGAUAUAAUCAUCUGUAUCCGUAAUUUAACAGUAUACUAAAUUUAACUGUACACUAAAUUAAAUGUACACCAGUUAGUGACCAGGUAUCUUUAGCUUUUCAACAUAGUUGAGAUAAGCCUUUUUGAUCGCACAUCACUGUAAAAUACGAUACACCAUUUUGAAACCAUUCAAUCUAUAGCCUUUGCUGUAAUAUAAAACAAUGAAUACAUAUAUAUAGUAGAUGCCUGACUCUGUCCAUACUUAAAAGUCAACAGUCAUAAUGUAGAUUGGGCAAUGUUUACAAGCCCAUGUUAUUAAUCUUAGUGAUAACCAACAAAAUUAUAAUAAUUUAAAAUAUUAACAUUUGAACUAAAUGUAGACUUAGUAGUAUUUAAAACUAUAUUUUUAAUGAUUUGUAAUUAUAUUAUCAUAAUAAUAUUGAUAACAGAUUGUAAACAUUGCCUAACUUAUUUGGCUUCAAAUACCCAUUCACUGUUAAAUAUAUUGUCUGAAAUCCAGUAUAUACUAUAUAUCUGUGGCGACGAACAAAUGCAAGUCUCGAGCUGCUCUCUAUUAUCCCGUUCAUAUAGAAUAAUGAUUCGGUUAUCGUCGUCAUAACAGAGAAAUUCCACUAUGAGCGCUACAUAUGCGUGCGCCUAACAAUAUCGCAAUAACCGAUAACAACGACACGUCAAUACAGAACUUUUGAACUGAAAUUAUACAAAUUUUAGAUUUACUAUAGAUUAGUCUAUACUCUAUAAUAAUCUUUGGGUCUAUAUUUCCUACAUGUGUAUCUUUAACUCAGUUACAGAUUAAAAUUCAACUUUAUCUAAUCUGCGACUGUAUACUAAACAUAUUUAUACUAUUAAAAAUCAAAGAAGUAACUUCAUUAUACAUUUUAAAUUCUGAGUUUAGCGAAGAAGCUUAUAGUUUUACAAAGAUUUUUUUGUCAUCAGUACGCAACUUUUCUACCAGAAUACUAGCUCGGAUUUCUACGGGUAGCGCCUUUUCUGAAAGGAAAUUGUCACGGGGAGGUACUCUAAAGAGGUCAUUUUUCGAUUUUCUCAUCAAAUUUGAAAAACCGAAAAAUAAAACGGGAAAAUAUAAGAAAUGUAGGUAUUAUUUUAAAUAUAUUACGGCCUUCUUUUUUUCUGUGCACCUGGGAGAAAUCAUUUUUCGAUUUUCUCAUGAGUUUUCCUAGCAAAUGUGAAAAACCUGGGGAAAACGUAGGAAAACUGGAAAAAUCGGUACAACAUUAAAAAAAUAUUAUUAAAGCAAAUUAUCUUACUAUAAUAUGGCAUAUAUAUUGUUGACAAAGUAUCAUUAUCAACUGAACUCCACUCAGAAUUGUUUUUUCGUAAGUUUAUUGUUGCUUACAGGUAUGCAUUAAAUUAUCUAUAAUAGUGCCUACACCCAUCCCCAUUAUCUUGGGACAUCUUUUUUUUUUUUUUUUUGCUGUGUACCAAAAUUCUACCAGAAAUCUUCCUCCAAGCACCUUUUCUGAAAGGGAAUUUUCCUGGGGUGAUACUUUAGGGAGAUCAUUAUAACUAUUGUUAUAGUGUCAUAGGAAAAUGGUAUACAUAUAUGCUGCCUAUAUUUGAAGAAAAAGUAAUAUAUGGAUUUUUUUUAGGUUUUUAAAAAUUUAUAUUUUUAAUGUAUGGAAAAUAAUAUGAAUCAUAUUAAAAUUAAAUGAUAUGAUGCUAUGUAGUGUUCAUAUUUCAGUUCAGAAUAUUCAGAAUAAAUACCAUAAACUUAUAAUAUAUCAUAAAUAACCGUGAAUUGUGAUAAAUACGUAUGUUUACAAAAUGUACGGUAAUAGUGAUAAUACAAUAAAACGUCCUAAAAAAUAAAACUAUUAAAUACAACAUAUUACUAAUUUUAUAUUGGAUUCGGGAAUUCGAUUACGUUCAAAAACUGGUUGGGUUACUGACAAAACUAAUUGGACUAAGCCCACCUAAGCCCCCUCUCCUAAUUGCGCAUGAUUUAAGCAAUCAAAAACUAGAAAUAUCUCAAUAAAAACAAAUUAAUUGCUUUAGAUGAAAAGGAAAUUACCCAACAUCUAAUAUUUUUAUCCUGUGAAUAUGUAAAUUUUAUAAUUUUAUUAACUAUUUAAUUGUUAAAGAUAUUGAUUAAAUUACAUGAGAAGUUAAGAUUACAAUAAUGUUUUGUACCCAAUUGUUUUUAUUGACAUAGUAACGCAAACGUGUAAAAAAAUGAUUCCAUUAUUUAUUCGUGUAUGCAAUAUAAUAAUAAUAUAAGUAGGUACCUAAGGUCUACUUACGUCAUGUUUUUCUGCUAUUCUGUACAGAUUGUAUAUUUCUCCUCAAAAAAAAAAAAAAGUUUUUCUGUGUUUGUGACCAUAAUGUUCACUGGUUUUUCUGCUAAAUACACUUGUCCUAAAAAUAAAUUAUUUGAAUAGUGGUUAGUUUUUAUAGUUUUGUUGUUAAUUAUAAUCAUAAUAAUCUUUAAAAAGUAAUUCAUAUAAAUUUAGAAUUAUUUACUCCACAAAUGACGUUUUUGUUGUCUAUAUUUCGAGUUCCAUGGGAUUUAGGGAGUAGAGUAAUAUAGGUUAGUAAUAUUUAAAAUAUUUGUAAAUAAAUGUAUUAUUGGUGAUUAAUAAAUUGUCGUCAAAUUUAAAACUAUUAAUAUCUAUUAAACCUAAGUAAAAUGUAAAUUUUACUCGAGUGUUGCGAUGAAAAAUACUUACCAUAACAAAACUACAGCUAUACUUGCGAAAACGCACAAAAUGUUCUAUGUGUAGUUAGAAGGUGUCAUUCGGUUUUGAAAAUAAUAUAUAAAGUGUAUAAUUAAUUAAAUAUUCAUUAUUAACCGGUGAUUUAAAAUUUUGUUCCUAUAAACCUAUAAAUAUGGAUAAUAUAAUAUAUGUACCUAUAUAUUAUCUAUGCCUAUAAAUCGUGAUGAUGGAAUGAUUACAAAAUAAUUAUUUCAAACACGAAUUAAGAUUUAAUUAAGAUAUAUCUUAAUUCAUGAUUACAAAUAAACGUAAUCAUAGAUAUCAAUGAUAAUAAACUGAGAUACUGUUCUUGAUUAUAAGCACGGUCUUAGAAGAUGUAACUGACAUCUGGUACAAUUGUUUAAGACGUUGUAAGUUCUUAGUUCUUUGAAUUCUUUUGAAUUCAAAAGUUAAACGCAACACUCAAUUAUUGGUCAUAAAUAAAUACAUUAGGGGAUAAAUAUAUUGUUGUUGUCAAUAACUUGUUGACACAAUUAUUUUAUUAUGUACACGACCGUGUACUAAUAUAUUAUUAUAUAUUGGUCUAUUAUAUUAUUAUUCCGUAAUUUUAACGUCAUUUAACUUGAUCUUGAAAUGGGGGGGGGGGGUCGCGAUAGUAAAAACACUGAUAUACACCGCUAUUAAAGAUAUAUAUAUAUAUAGAAAAAACUAUAAUCAUGGUUGCUUAGAUCGGUGAAAGAAUAUUCAUUCGAUGAACUGUAUGAACUGAUUUGUUCAUAGAUAGUGCAAUCUAAACCAGAAUGCAAUUGAAUGAAUGAAUGAUUUCAGUUUAUUUCACCAAUGAAGUCCAUAAGAUCAAUAAGAUCCGUUCGUUUGUGAACAACCAGUAGCGUACGCAGGGGGGCUUAGGGGUUAUAUCUCUAAUAGAGACCACUAAACCACUACAACAUAAAGAUCAUAGACUAUAAUAAAAUAAGCAAUAUCUGAAAAUUAUAACUGUAUGGUAAACCAAUUUUUAAAUUUUAAAUGAACCAAAUAUCUUAUAUAAUUAACUAAUGUACACGUGUAUUAGCUGUUCGGUAAUAACCUAUUUUUAAAAAACUUAUGAUACAGUCAACACAUUAAAUUAAAUAGGGGAAUAAUUCUACAUUUUUUAACAGGCUGAAGCUCGUUUAGCCGCAAGACGCCAAGCACGAGCUGAAGCACGAGAAAUUCGUAUGCGUGAAAUUGAACGACAGCAAAAAGAGGCUGAAGAAAAUGCAGAUAAAGCUUUUGAUAUGAAUGUAGCAGGCAAGUAUUACUAUAAUUUUUUUUAUUAAAUAUUAAAUACUUGGUUGCGUAAAACUUGUUCAUAACUAUUUAUAAAUUUAGUGUUAAUUAUUUAUAUAAUGAUAAAUUAAUGUUUUAACAUGACAUACUAAAUUUACGAGAAUGUUACUCAAUUAUUAUUUUAUAUUCAGGUUAUUACCAGAAUACUGGUUAACUAAUAUAUAGUUCCUAUAUAUCGGCUGUAGAAGUAAUGCAAAACAUUGAUAAAGGAAAUUUAACUAUACAUAUAUUUAAAUCCAGAUAAACAAGUUUAUCUCUAUAUAAAUAUUUGGUGCAAAGUGCAACCCAGCAUUAGUAUCAAAUAUUUAUUAAUUAUAAGUUUUUAAUUUUUACUAUCAAUUUAAUUAGUUGAUCAUAAUUACAUAAUACAUCUUAUAUAUUAAUUUGAAAUGUCACUAUAAACCAUAUUAUUGUAGUAUUACCACACGUAUAUAAUAUUUCAAAAAUCAUGCUAUUAAAUAUUAAUUACCUAGAUCAGUGUUUCCCAACCUUUUUAAUUAAACGCCCCUUUUAGAUUUAAAAAAAUUCUCACCGCUCCACAGUGAGCUGAAAUGAAAACUAGCCCUCCUAAAUUAAUACCCCUUUCAUUUUAACCAUUUUUUCAAUAUUUUACAACAAUUUAUAAGUUUUAAGGAUCCUGAACCUAAAUUUCAUAUCUUUUUUUUUGAUUAGCCCCUAAUUAAGAGGAACUAGGGGCAGGAUUUUAGCUAUCAUUGUAAAAUUAAGUAUAUUAUUACUUUAUCAAUAUAAAUACUAUCCCAAAUUUGCCAGAAUAUAUUUUGAACAUUUUUGAAAAUAAAAAUCUAUUGACUGAAUACUCUGCAGAUUGAGAAGUUCAUUGUUUCUCAACAUUUUAAUCAUAUCAAAAUAUAUCUAAUGUUUCUCUUCUGCUUAGAAGAAGUACCUAAAAUAGUUUGAUUCAAUUAUUAAAAAAAAAUUAUACCAGUAAAAUACAGUACUUCUGUAGUAUUCAAAAUUAAUACCGUGCACAGAGGCAAAAAAAAAAGGCAAACGAAACUAUUAUGAAAUUAAUAAAUAAUACUAAGACUAUAAUAUAGAGGUAGUUUCAAUGAGUAAAUUUUUAAAUAUUUACCUUAUUCUCGAGAAUUCAUUUUAUUGUUCCUAAAAUGUGUCAGGUUUUUUAAUUAGGUUCAGCAGUUUUUAUACUAUGUCUGCCCUUAGCCCCCAUUAAUAAGGAGCCCAUCAAAAAACUAAUACGAAAUUUGGGUUCAGCGACUCUUAAAACUUAUAAAUUGAUGUGAAAUAUUUAAAAAUGGUUUAAAUGAAAGAAGCAUUAAUUUAUGUGAGCUAGUUUUCAUUUCAACCCGCUGUGCGCCCCAACAAUAAAUUUAAAAAAAAAAUAACCAUGUAGUUUGUAUAAUUCAGCCAUAUAAUUUAAAGUGAAAAAUAAAUAUUUUCUUCACAUUAUGUUCUUGAACAUUUUAUUAUGAUUACGAAUAAGUAUAACAUACACGCACUUUAAAUUAUAAUUUCUUAUAAUAAAUGCAAGUGUUGGUACAAUUAUCGGAAAUAUCCAUAUGAAAAUUGAACUAAACGAAGCCUAUUGGUAUUGAUAUGAUAAGAUAAAAGCUUGUUUAUUACCAUUCCACAGUUAUUGUAGUGUGUUGUGUGUGCAAAAUAUUAAAUUAUUUUUUAAUGUAUGCAGAUAUACAUUUCAUUUCAAUAAGUUAUGAUUUUGGUGUUAAUGGUUUAAUAAUAAUAUAAUUAUUUUUCAUUACACAAGUCACAGUAGAAUCGCUCCUAAAGUAAAAAGCCCCACCUCAAAAUUAAAAAACCCCACAAGGGAGUGGUAUCGCCCACAUUAGGAAUCACUAACCUAGAUAAAUACUAAGAACUAAUUUCGGAAUGAGAUUGGGACAAAUAUUGAAAAAUUAUAAUAUAUUAUAUUAGCUUUAUAAAAUAAGAAGAAAAAGUUAGUAUUUGUUGAAAAGGGUUUUUAUUUUAGGAUACCAAAAAUACAAUGAAAAUAAACUAAUUCAAAUUAUAGGUUCUUACUUGUUUUUUUAUUUUUUUUUUUGAAGCUGAUAUACAUAACUUUAAAUAGAAUUUAUUAACAAUCCCAUAAUAUUACAUACUUUUUCUUUUUUACCAUUUUCUUCUAUUUUCACCUCUGCACCUUCAAACAAAUUUACUUCCAACAUUUUAUUUGGGACACUGUAUAUAAAUUACCUAGUUUUAAAGUAUUUUGUUCAUUUGAAUAAGUAUUAUCUUAUGUUUACUUUAUGACAACUAACACUUCAGUUUUAUUGUAUAAACCUAUAGCUUAAAGAAUUUUCUGAUAAAGAGAUAACAAGUGUUAUUUAAAUAUUGACAAUAAAAUAUAAUAUAUUCUUUUACAGUUUGUAAUUCUUUUUUUUUAGAUGGGUCUAGUAUAAAUCGAGUAUCUCGAGUUGUUUCAUCAAAUACUCCUCGAUCAGCUAGUUCAAUAAUAAAUUCAAACAGUUACCAAUCUAGUCGACGUAAUUCGGUUGACUCUCUGGAUGAAACAACCCCAAAUUUCCGAGAUUUUAGGGUAUGAUAUAGUUAUACAAUUAAAGUAAACUAUAAUUUUAUAAAAUUAUUAAAUAAUCAAUUUUAUAGAUGGAACUAAAAGACCUUGAAGAAAAGUUCCGGAAGUCAAUGGUUCAAAAUGCUCAACUUGAUAAUGAAAAAGCUGCUAUAACAUAUCUUAUUGAAUUAUAUAAAGAUAAAUACACAGACAUUGAAGAAGAACUAAUACAUAUAAAAGUAAUUAAAAUAUUUUACAAGUUAUUUAUAAACUAUUUGUAUUAUUUCUUUAAUAAAAUAUCAUAUUUUUUGUUUAGCGUGAAUAUAAGGAAAGUACAAGAGAAAAUGAUAAGUUAAAACGAUUAUUGGCUACUCAAAAAUUAGAAUGUUUAACUCUUCGACAUGAAUUACAAGAACGAGAUAGACUUAUUGAGGUGAAAUAUCAAUACUAAUUUAAUUUAAUUCCUAUUAUUUCCAUUCAGAUACAAAUAUAAUUGAAUAUCUUUAACAAUAACAAAAAAAAGAAAAGAAAUAGAUUUUGUUUAAUUUAUGUGCUUCUAAAAAUAUUAAUACCUAUUAGCUACAAAUCAUGUUAUUCUUUUGAAGAAUAAACUUUGAUAAUUGUUUUUCGUAUUGAUAGAUCAUUUAUUUUAUUUAAAAAUGUAAUCGCACCCUCUUCAUAAGCUAAUAUAAAAUAUAGCCUACUCAAAUGUGCAUAUUUUCUUCUCCUUCCCCUUCAUCUCAUUUAUUUGGGAUCAGCCACCCCCAAAUGUGCAAAUUAUUAGUGUACAGUGUAACCUUUAAAUACCGGACACUUUUGUCAACUAUUCACAGGUAUUCGUUUUUUAGAGGGAACAAUUGUGUUUUUAUUAAGUCAAUUAAUUGAAUAAAUUUUAUUUUUACAUUAAUUAAAGACAUCUUAAAGUCAACCACUGGAUGGAUAAUAAAAAAUAUACAGUAUAACAAUGUACAUUCAUAAUAAUAAAAGAUAACUUAAUAAUGUAGGCUUUUAGGUAUUCUAUAAUUAUUCUUAAUUUACAAUAAAAAUGAUCAAUAUCAAUGUUAAAAAGUGUCUAUUAUUUAGUGUUCUGUUUUUAGAGGUGUCCAUUAAGGGAGGUUUCAUUAUAUAUAAUUUGUAAUAUCUAAACAAAGAUUUUAUUUUAAUACAAAAAUAAUAGUAGAAUUUAUUGUUAAAACUAAUAUCUAACCAUUAAUAAUAUUUUUCUCAAUUUUUCUACUUUGAGUUUAAACACUAUUCAAAAUUACUUUUUUUCACUAAUUAUAUAUUAUAUAUUAGGUAUUAAACAUUUGAAAAUGUAGAAACAAUACCUUUAUAAUAUAAUGUAUUCAAUUUGUGUUAUUAUUAUUAUUAUAGGAAAAAGGAUUAGUUAUUAUCAGUACAGAACAAGAAGUGCCUCAUGAUAAUAAUCAAAGCAAUAUUAAAAUAAAACGUGCAUUAGUUACUGUUGAAAAUGCUCAGCUAUUACAUGAUGCCGGAGAAGGUUGUUUAGGUAAAAAUUUUGCCCCAACUUAUUAAUUUCUUGAUAAUUUAUUUAUAUAGUCUUUGUUAUUUAUUAUAGCAGUGUAUGUAAUAAAAUGCUAAAAUACACAUUUCAGUCAUUUAUAAUUAAAUUUUAUAUGAUUUAGAUAAACCUGAUAAACUGCUUUAUUUAUUUGACACUAAAAGUAAAUAUUUUGGGGUUAUUCAGAUGUACGACUUAAAAAAUUCACUGAAGAACGAGAUAACUAUAUACAUGAAAUUAAUCGGCUCAAAUUAGAAUUGCAAGAUGCCAAACGCCAUAAUGAUCGUAAUUUUAAUGGUACAGACUCAGAUGAUUUGGAAGAUGCCCAAAGUAAAAAUUGGCUUAGUUUCAAUAGUAAUUUAAAAAGUGCCAGUAAAUUUAUUUGAUGUUUUAUUUUUUAGAAGAAUCAAAUAGAGUACUUGGAAAUUAUAAGUUCAAAUGGCAAAAGGCUGAACAAGAUAUUUCUACAUUACAAGCAAAUGUAAUUUAACUAAUUAAUAUUUAUAUAUUUAUAUAUUUAUAUAUUUAUUGUUAUUAGUAUUAUACAUGAUUUUUCAUUCACCUAUAAAUAUAUUAAUUUAUUUAAAUUUAGGUAGCUAGACUUGAAAGUCAAGUUAUUAGAUAUAAAACAGCUUCUGAAGCAUCUGAGAAAAGUGAAGACGAUCUCAAACUAGAAAAACGAAAACUACAGCGUGAGGUAACUAAUUAAAUUUUGAAAACCUAUUAAAUAAGUUAGCUGAGGUCACUUUCAGGGUAUCGAACUUAUUUUAAACUUCUUUUUCUCUAAAUCGUGGCUAUAUUUUAAUAAUCAUAUGUGAAUUGAACAUGAUUAAAAAAAAAUGUAUAUAUAUAUAUAUAGUAAUGUAUUCCCAAUUUUUCUUGUCUGUGAAUCACUUUUCUUUCAGAAAUGUUACUCCAUUUAAAUAAUAACGAGUUUUUUGACAAAUAUCUGAUCUAGUUGAUGUAUUUGGGAGAUCAUUUUUUGAUUUUUCAAAUGAUUUUCAUAGUAGUAAGACAUACCUGGAAAACCAGGGUAUCCUUAUGUUACACAUGUAAUUAAUCUUAAUAUUGAAUACUGAAUGUUUCUAAAGUUUCAAUCAAUUUUAAAUAGAAAUAUAAUUUAUUAUUUAAUGUUUUUAAUCUGCUCAUAAACAAUUUUAACUGAAAAUAUUUAACUAUUUACCAAUUUUAAAAAUAUUGCUAUGAAUCAAGUGUCAUUUAAUAUCUAAAAAGAUUGACAUAAAAGUUACCCCAGCAGAAGGACACAUUUUAAAAACGCAGGGAUUUUUUGUUUCUGGGUUGGCAACUCUGUUCUGUUGUUUUUCUUGUCUGAUAAAAUACCCUAUAAAUUAUUGCAAAGUAGUUUUUGGCAUUCAUAUUUCAAAGAGAUUUCAUGGAGAGGUUCACAGUUAGACAACGUGUAACCAUAGUGAAAACGCAAUACAAGUGUCUAGGAAUGUUGGGAAAGUUUCAGACAAAACAAUCACCCUUUGCAAGUGACUGUAACUCAUUUGUUGGAUAAAUUCAAGAAAACUGACUCAGCUGUGGACAAGAAAGCCACCCAUCAGAGGAACAUUCGAUGGCCAGAAAACCAUAGUGUAAGACAAUGUUUAAUUGAGGUGGCAUAAGUCUGUUUACAACUGGGUAUGUCUCUAAGUUCUGUUCAUUGUAUGUUGAAAAAUGAGCAUUAUCUGCAUCCAUACAGGAUCCAGUUGACACAAGAAUUGAAGCUAACAGAUCACGGUAAGAAAAGAAUCGGUAGAAUGGUGAAAUGGGUAAAGAGAUGUAUGUGAAAGUGUAUCACCAGUUUCAACAAUAACACUACUGCAUGUAAGGAUCAUGGAUGUGGAUGUUCAUUCAAAAUCAUUUUAUAUCAUUGAAUUGGAAAUUGUUAUAGUUACAAUACAUUUUUUCUCUUGAAAUUUUGAUGGUUUUUUGCUGAGUUAUUGUGUUCUUAAAAUUGCACUUCUGCUGGGUUACACAAUACUUUCUACAGUGGGUAGACCAUAGUCAAGAACGCCCAUAGGCUAAUUUUAACAUGGGGAACAAAACUAGAUUUUCAAACCUAUUGAUAUCAUAUAGAUAAUAGAUUAGUAUUUCUUGAAAAGAAAUGAAGGAGAAUGGGUAUGUAAUUAUGUAAAUAUUAGCUUUUAAAAAAAACUAUUAAGUGCUAAAAUCAAGAUAUUAUAAUAUUUUACUAUUUAUAGUUAACAUUAUACAUUUGGAAGAUAAUUAGAUUAUUUAUACUUUAAUAAUAACACUAUAAAUAGCAAUUAACAAAUAUCAUUGUAUAAGAACCAUAAUAUGAAAUACCUAUUUUACAUUUAUUUGUAUGGGUUUAAAGCAUACAUCUUUUUUUUUUUUGGAUAUUAAUUAUAAGGUAUACAAUUACUUUUACAUUGUGACUUAUACAGUUCAAUACAUGAUAUAGAUGUCAUAAAAAGGCCAAAUCUUUUUUUAUAAAUGUAAUAUUGUUUUGUCAUACUGUAUUUACAUGAUGUUAUAUAAUAUUCAAAAUAAAAUAUACAUGUCUCUGCUUGUUGUCACCAAUGAGGUUAGUCAAUUAAAAAUACCCAGGCAAACAAGGUAAUACUGUAUUAUACUGGUGUUUUUUGAGUGUAGUAUAUUACAUUAACUCAUAGUACUAAUUUUAUAUUUAUAUUUUCUACAAAUUCUACUCAUACUAUGUGUAUUUCUCAUCACUAGCAUCACCCACUCACCCAUCCUCCACUAAUAAAUUUAAUUGGGACAAAUUGGUACCUCAAGUUUGGUGCCACUUUUUUUACCUGACUACACAGAGAAUAUUGUGUUCAGGGUUCAUAUAAAUGAGAUGACCUACAUUAUAUCAGUUAGUCACUGAUAUUUUUCUCGGCCUUUUUUAAAAAUAAAUAAUUUAAGGGCUAUGGAAACCGAUAAUAGUAAAAAAAAAUUAAAAUAGGGUAAUUAUAAAAUUAUCAUUUUGUUAUUUUCUUCCAAAUAGAUUGAUAUCUGAAUCGAGUUGGGUCAUAAAGAUCACAAUCCGUGAUACAACAAAGGUUUAAAUAUAUGGUUCAAUAAGGUAUUAAUAUAGUUCUGAAACUUUAAUUAAAACUGCUAUACUGAAAAUUUUAGGAAUAUUAAAUAUUAUUUUCCCCAUAGCCCUUCAUAUGGUAUUAGUGUUUUUUCUAUAUUUAUUUUCAUUUUCUAUCAUAAUUUAUAUUUUUGCUUGAAUUAUUAGAGUUAAUUUAAUUUGGUUUCAUAUUAUUAUUUUUUAGCUUCGAGAAUCUCAAACGAAAAUUGAAGAAUUGGAAACAUCGAAUAUGCAUCUUUUAAAACGGUUUGAUAAACUUAAGAAUGCAAAAUCAAGUUUAUUAAAAGAUUUAUGAUUAAUAAUUCUAUUUCCGAACAAAUUGAUAGUAAGAAUGUCUUAACACUUAAAAAUUAUUACUUACUAAUGUGUUUUUAUUUUUUUUUUUUUUUUUUUUUAAAUUAUUAGUAAUGGUAAAAUGUACUGUACAAUUCAUAUGUAUCUAUCAUAUAGUGGAAAGAUGUCUAAAAUCUAUGUAAACAAAUUAAAUUAUUAAAAUAAUUUAGUAAAUAAUUUUUAAUAAAUAAAUUUUUUUUAAUACUUCUUUAAUAACAAAAUAUUAAUAACAAUAGCA
Cinara cedri is the source of this 18745-nucleotide messenger RNA. The record is from the annotation of a GenBank genome assembly. Lineage: Eukaryota; Metazoa; Arthropoda; Insecta; Hemiptera; Aphididae.